Stylonychia lemnae is the source of this 1422-nucleotide messenger RNA. Lineage: Eukaryota; Ciliophora; Spirotrichea; Sporadotrichida; Oxytrichidae. The record is from the annotation of a GenBank genome assembly.
AUGAAGUGCAAAUUAAGUGACUUUCUGAUAAAGUUUUCCAUAAUACCAAUUCUUUAUGCAGCCUUAGAUGCAGCUACCGCUACAAUUAUCUCAGUGACUAUCCUAACUGUCUAUAGAGAUUUAAUUGGACUAUUUUUAAGAUUGAAACCAAUGCCAGUCAUGGAUGUAUGCACCUUUUUCGGUUUAGAUGGCUCUCAUAGCAAUAUAAUGUCAGCAAUAUACUUUGAGAGACUUUCCGCCGACAAAGCCAAAGAAAGAUUUAGUUUGUUAAUCAGCAAGAUCCCAAAGAUGAGAUACUCUAUUGUUAACAUACUAGGAGAUUUAUACUACAAAGAACUGCCAUAGAAAUAAGUUCUUGACAUAAUUUUCAAUGAAAUUCCAAAGGAUCAACAACUUAAAGAUCAGAAAGACAUAGAUAGGUACAUUUCACAAAACAUCAACAUUCCAUUCGAUUUCUCUAGACCUUAAUUUGAAAUCUUUUGGCAAGAAAACUAUUAAGAAAAAUUCUCGCUUCUAUUAUGGAAAUAGCAUCAUAGUUUCUGUGAUGGUGCCUCCCUUGUUUCAUUCAUUAAUAGCACUGCUGAUAAGUUCGAUAUCAGUGCUCUCUUUCCUAUUAAGGAGGUCUCCUCAGUAUAGAAAAUAAUUCUUAAGCUGGGAAUACCUUUCUAUUUCAUGAAAAUGAUUGUGGCAUUCUUAACUCUCUCUUUUAAAGAAAAUCCAUUACACGAUGGUAAGAGGCAAUUGACUGGUAGAAGAUUUGUGUCAACAGGGAAAUUUUUUGAGUUUAAUGACGUCAAGGAAUGUGCUAAGACGUACAAAGUAACAAUCAAUGAUCUUGUGACCUCCUGCUUAUCAACUGCUAUAAAAGAAUACUUUAGGCUUUAAGGUGAUACUAAGUCAAACUUUGUUAACUUGGUGAUCCCAGCUAAUAUUAGAUUCAAGCACUAUCAAUCGAUUGAAGACAUUAAACUUGAAAACAAGUUUGCUGUUGUACCAUUAAGAAUACCUCUCUUCGAUGACAUAAAAACUUCUUUAAGAGAAAUUCCAAAGGCUACCUCAAGACUAAGAUCUGCCUUUGGAGAAGUAUAUGCUACAUAUUUUAUGACUAAGUUUGCAACUAAAUACUUCCCCUACUUUUUCAGCCAAUGGUAUGUCAAUUUUUCAUCAAUGGCCUUUACCAUGGCACUUUCUAAUACUCCUGGAAUACUUAAGCCUCUUGAAUUAAGUGGAUCGAAGCAAAUUUAUGGCCAAAGCUAUAUUUAAACUGCUGGUCAUUGUGGAUUGACUUUCUGUAUUCUCUCAUAUGUAGAUAAGAUCAGGAUGACUGUAAAUGUCGAUGAAUCAAUCAUGUAAGAGCCAGAAGUCCUAAAAGACUUGGUUGAGAAAUAUUUAGAUCAAUGUAUUGAAAUGACCAAGCAAUGA